Messenger RNA from Populus nigra (black poplar), 3330 nucleotides. RefSeq names its product subtilisin-like protease SBT2.2. The record is from RefSeq and is a predicted model, not a curated record. Gene Ontology annotation, molecular function: serine-type endopeptidase activity. Gene Ontology annotation, biological process: proteolysis. NCBI's taxonomy places the organism in Eukaryota, Viridiplantae, Streptophyta, Magnoliopsida, Malpighiales, Salicaceae. The transcript has 10 exons. The coding region runs from base 373 to 2919 and encodes 848 amino acids.
GUAAAGCCUGAACAGGAGCUUCUUUUUCUAUACUAUAUUAAUUCCGUUGUUAGACUGCACACUCUCUCCAUCUCAAAAGUUAACAAAAGGGUACUUUCUCUUCUUUCUUCUCUUAACAUUUCACCCUUGCUUAGCUUCUUUGCCAAUGGAAGAAGCUUAAUGGGGUUUUUCUCUGCUUCCACUUCUUCAAAGCUGUUUCCUCAUCAUUCCAAAUCAGGGUUUUUACUUCUGUGGGGUUUCUUUAGUUUCUUCAAGUAAAGUUUGGUUCUUGAAAAGUAAAGCACAUCAUGUGUUGUUAAAGAGUUGAGCUUUUGUUGUUUCUGUGUUCAUCUUGUUGUGUUUUGGAAUUUUUUUUUUCGUUUAAGUUUUAAAAUGGAAGGUGUGUACUUGGUGCAUUUAGUGGUAAUGGUGCUUAGUUUAGGGGUAUUAGCAGGCACUUUGUGUCAAGUUGAUGAUGGUUCAGAAAAUGGAACUACAGCUGUUUACAUUGUUACUCUUAAACAAGCUCCUGCUUCUCAUUACUAUGGAGAGCUUAGAAAGAAUACUAAUGUUUUUAAGCAUGGCGCUCCUAGGAAUCCAAAGCAAUCUCACAACCCAAGGAAUGAUUCGAGAUCCAAUCAGAGUUCUAGUUCGUACAUUGCUCGUGUUCAUGAUUCAUUAUUGAGGAGGGUGUUGAGAGGGGAGAAAUAUCUCAAGCUGUACAGCUAUCACUACUUGAUUAAUGGGUUCGCUGUUCUUGUUACCCCAGAACAGGCCAACAAGCUUUCGAGGAGGAAAGAAGUGGCAAAUGUGGCUUUGGAUUUCUCUGUUAGAACUGCAACCACGCAUACUCCACAGUUUUUGGGUCUACCACAAGGGGCUUGGCCCAAAGCAGGUGGAUAUGAAACUGCUGGUGAAGGAAUCGUGAUCGGCUUCAUUGACACAGGCAUUGAUCCAAGUCAUCCCAGCUUUUCUGAUGACUCAUCUUUGAACUCGUAUCCUGUUCCUAGCCACUUCUCAGGCAUUUGUGAGGUUACUCGGGAUUUUCCUUCUGGUUCCUGCAAUAGGAAGCUCAUCGGGGCUCGUCAUUUUGCUGCAUCAGCUAUUACCAGGGGAAUUUUCAAUUCGAGCCAGGACUAUGCUUCACCGUUUGAUGGUGAUGGCCAUGGAACGCAUACAGCCUCUGUUGCUGCAGGAAACCAUGGGAUUCCAGUUAUAGUUGCCAGGCAUCAUUUUGGAAAUGCCAGUGGGAUGGCUCCUCGUGCACAUGUUGCUGUUUACAAGGCAUUAUACAAGAGUUUUGGAGGUUUCGCUGCCGAUGUUGUUGCUGCUAUAGACCAGGCAGCUCAGGAUGGGGUUGAUGUUUUAAGUUUAUCAAUCACACCCAACAGGCGUCCUCCUGGUAUUGCAACAUUUUUUAAUCCCAUAGACAUGGCAUUGCUCUCAGCUGUGAAGGCUGGCAUUUUUGCUGUGCAAGCAGCAGGCAAUACUGGACCAUCGCCUAAGAGCAUGUCUUCCUUCAGUCCAUGGAUCUUCACUGUUGGUGCAGCUUCUCAUGACAGAGCCUACAGUAACUCUAUAAUACUUGGCAACAAUGUAACCAUUCAUGGAGUUGGGCUUGCUCCUGGAACACAUAAAAAUACCAUGUUGACCCUCAUUUCUGCACUUCAUGCUUUGAACAACGAGACAACAGUUGCUACUGAUAUGUAUGUGGGUGAAUGUCAAGAUUCUAGUAACUUCAAUCAGGAUUUGGUCAAAGGAAACCUCUUGAUCUGCAGCUAUUCAAUUCGCUUUGUGCUUGGACUCUCAACAAUCAAACAAGCUAUAGCAACAGCCAAAAACCUCAGUGCAGCUGGUGUUGUGUUCUACAUGGAUCCGUUUGUUAUUGGCUUUCAGCUUAAUCCAAUUCCAAUGAGAGUGCCUGGGAUCAUAAUUCCAUCCCCAGAUGAUUCGAAGGUUCUACUCCAAUACUACAAUUCUUCUUUGGAGAGAAAUGAAACUACGAAGAAAAUUACUAGAUUUGGUUCUGUUGCAAGCAUUUUAGGUGGACUAAAAGCAAACUACUCUAAUUCUGCUCCCAAAGUUAUGUUUUACUCUGCUAGAGGACCAGAUCCAGAAGACAAUUUUCUCGAUGAUGCUGACAUUUUGAAACCCAAUUUGGUAGCUCCUGGAAAUCUAAUAUGGGCUGCAUGGAGUUCACUUGGCACAGACUCGGUUGAAUUUCAAGGUGAGAACUUUGCAUUGAUGUCUGGAACGAGUAUGGCUGCUCCUCAUAUUGCCGGGCUUGCUGCGCUGAUCAAGCAAAAGUUUCCCAGUUUCAGCCCUGCGGCAAUUGCCUCUGCACUAUCCACAACAGCUUCUUUAUAUGACAAUAAUGGUGGGCCAAUAAUGGCUCAGCGUGCUUAUUCCAACCCAGAUAUAAAUCAGUCUCCAGCUACGCCUUUCGACAUGGGAAGUGGUUUUGUAAAUGCAACUGCAGCUCUGGAUCCGGGUUUGAUUUUUGAUUCAGGUUAUGAUGACUAUAUGUCAUUUCUUUGUGGAAUUAAUGGAUCUAGUCCUGUGGUAUUGAACUACACAGGUCAAAAUUGUUUGUCUUAUAACUCAACCAUCAAUGGCACUGACCUGAAUCUUCCCUCCAUUACAAUCGCUAAACUAUAUCAGUCUAAAACAGUCCAAAGAUCAGUGACUAACAUUGCUGGCAGUGAAACAUAUAAAGUUGGCUGGAGUGCGCCUUAUGGAGUAACCAUAAAGGUGGCACCAACCCACUUCUGUAUUGCCAGUGGGGAAAGGCAAACCUUGAGUGUGUUCUUUGAUGCGAAAAUGAAUAGUUCUACUGCCAGCUAUGGAAGGAUAGGACUUUUUGGAGAUCAGGGUCAUGUUGUCAACAUUCCAUUGUCAGUCAUUGUCAAAGUCACAUAUAAUACCACAACUAACAUCUGAGGACUGGAGUGCACCUUAUGGAGUGGCCAUAAGAGUGGCUCCGACCUGCUUCUCUAUUGCCAGUGGGGAAAGGCAGGUGUGUUCUUUGACAUGACAAUGAAUAGUUUUACUUCCAGCUAUGGAACGAUAGGACUUUUUGAAGAUCAGGUUCGUGUUCUCAACACUCCAUUGUCGGUCAUUGUCAAAGUCUCACAUAAUACCACAACUAACGUCUGAGGAUUGAGAAACUGGUGCCUUCUUUUAUCCUUCUUCGUAUCAAUGCUAUCUGCUUUGUUAGCUUUUUGUAUCAUUCCCUUUUGCUUGUGAGAUGUCAUAACAAAUUUUUUGAUUCAUUCUGUAUCAUGUAAAUGUAAAAACAUUUUCCAUAUGUAGAUACAACGAUUGAUUAGUAAUUCUCUUGGCCUUUUUGUA